This is a messenger RNA of Ostertagia ostertagi, 273 nucleotides long. The record is from the annotation of a GenBank genome assembly. Lineage: Eukaryota; Metazoa; Nematoda; Chromadorea; Rhabditida; Trichostrongylidae.
AUGUGGACGGACACUGAGUUUGUCGGAUCGACGGUCAACAGUUUAUGGCAAGCAAUGUUUCCCUACAUCUGUGUGCUAUCCGUAAGCCGUAUUCUGAUAAUCAAAAAGAAAGUGGAUCCCGAAAAGUCUAUCCUACCUCUACUGGUAGUCUUGGUGAUUGGAUGGACAUUCAGCAUUUCUGUGUGGAUAUGGUCAUGGUUCGGCAUGGCGUUCGUGUUUGGAAAAGUCGGAUGGCAAUACGACUACGCUAUGUGGAGUUCACGUUAUCUGAAC